Molecule: messenger RNA, 2292 nt
Organism: Ilex paraguariensis (yerba mate)
Lineage: Eukaryota; Viridiplantae; Streptophyta; Magnoliopsida; Aquifoliales; Aquifoliaceae
Source: the annotation of a GenBank genome assembly
AUAUUGAGUAUAAAAUGGUGGACAUACUUUUCACAAGUUGUGGAUUCCUCCGGUUACAUUCUCUAUGCAUAGUACUGAUGCUGUGAUGCAGGACACUUGAUGCUGUGUGUGUCUUGCAGUAAUAAGCGACGAGAAUCUUGAACUUUAAACACGUCUUUUGAUCGCGUCCUUGAAUCCCGCGUUGUUCACCUUCGUCUUCAUCUUCUACGUGUUCUUGUUCUUUAAAACUCUCCUGUUCUUUUCUCUCCUUUGAGAUCCACUUUUUUAGACUUUCAAAGGGACUCCAAUCCAGUAACUCUUAACGGCAAAGCAAAAAGAAAUACCUUCUCCCUUUACUGUCCUCUAUCUAAGAGUUAAAAUGGAUUCGGUUAAACGAUCUGCGGUGACCCCGAGUAAGAGUAGAUUGGCCCGCACUUUUGCUAAGGUUUUGCACAUUCGAGCUGUGACAGGGAUUGCUCCGGUUGAUGGAAUUCAGAAAACUAAGUCCCAAGAGAAGGCCAAGCAUGAUGACAUGAACAACAGUGAGUCUCCGUUGUUUGAUGUUGAAGAUGAAAAGCUCCGUAUCAGAGCAGCGACUGAAGCUUUUCUUGCCAAACUGUUUGCCAGCAUUUCUGCAGCUAAAGCGGCAUAUGCUCAGUUGCAGUUUGCUCAGUCUCCUUAUGAUGUGGAUGGGAUUCAAUCUGCCGAUCAGAUGGUAGUUUUGGAGUUAAAAAAUCUAUCUGAAUUGAAGCAUUCUUACUUAAAGAAACAGUUUAGUGAGUCUUCUCCUGAAACUACCCAUAUAUUGGCUGAACUCCAGGAGCAGAAGAGUCUUUUGAAAACCUAUGAAAUUAUGGGGAAAAAGUUGGAUUCUCAACUUAAGCUUAAAGAAUCAGAAAUCACAUUUCUUAGAGAGAAAUUGGAUGAAGCCAAUAAAGAGAACAAAUUACUUGAAAAGAGAUUAAAUUCAAGUGGAUCACUAUCGGUACUUGACAAUCUUCAUUUAUCAGCCUUAAGCAGCAGCCAUUUCACUACAGUUCUUCGGCAGGCAGUUAAAUCUAUUAGGAGCUUUGUUCGGUUGAUGAUCAGUGAGAUGGAAUCUGCGGGUUGGGAUUUAGACGCAGCGGCUGCUUCAAUUGAACCAGGUGUUGUUUACUGGAAUGCGAACCAUAAAGGUUUUGCGUUUGAGUCGUUUGUUUGCCGUGAUAUGUUUGAUGGUUUCAACUACUCAAACUUCUCUCUUCCAAAUGAGUCUUUACCCGAGCAGAAAACGUGGCAGCGACUAUUCUUUGACAGAUUCAUGCAAUUGAAGUCCAUGAAACCCAAGGAUUAUCUUGCUUGGAAGCCUAAAUCAACGUUUGCAAAGUUUUGCAGGACCAAAUACUUGAGACUGGUUCAUCCGAAGAUGGAGUCAUCGCUUUUUGGAAAUUUGAAUCAGAGAAAUUUAGUGAAUUCUGGUGAAUACCCAGAAACAACCUUCUUUGCCACAUUCUCUGAAAUGGCGAAGCGGGUUUGGCUCCUGCACUGUCUGGCCUUCUCUUUCGAGCCGGAAGCCUCAAUCUUUCAAUCCAGCAAGAGGUCUCGAUUCUCAGAAGUGUACAUGGAGAGCGUGAACGAAGAAGCGUUCGUGUCCUCCGAUGGCUCACCAGAAAGUGAAUCUCGUGUAGGUUUCACUGUGGUUCCGGGGUUCAAGAUUGGUAAAACUGUUUUACAGUGUCAAGUAUAUCUGUGUUGAUCAUAAACUCGGAUCAGCCAUUGAUUUGUCAUCAGAAGGGGAUCGGAACAUUCCUUAAAUUUUGGGCCCACAACAUGAAGGAUUGAACUGGAUGCCACUGGGUUGAUGGAUGUGAGGGCCUUUGUUUUGAAAAAAGAAAGCGCGUGGACAGUUGUGUUGCAACAACCUUUGCAUUAUAAUUAUAUGUCCUGAGGGUGUUCCCCAAUUUUGAUGAUGUCAGGGUAAGUGCUAGACUGCUGGAGGAAUUAUUAGCUGUAUAUUAUUAUAUUUUUCCUCUUAAAUGAAAAGGUUUUUCUAUAUGCAAGUAUGUGCCAAAAGAUAGAUAGUUUUACUAUCGGGUUUUUGGUUUAAUGAUAUUCUUUGCUUAGAAAAUACUUUGUCUUCAUAAGUUCAAGUGAUGAAAAGUAUGGUUGGUCGGUAAGAUGGACUUUAGUUGCUUAGAUGAAUUGUAUAAAAGUCCCUUGUGUGAGUUCAAAUUCUCAUCGAAGUGUAAGUCUUGAUUUAACUGAUGUAUGUAUUGAGGUUUCAAUUCAUGCACUUAGUUUACAAGUCUGAACGACAUAAGCGUGUUCUUACUC